AUGGGCGAGAACACCAAGGAAGAGGCGCCGUUCCCUCUGACUGAUGUGGACCGGCACGUCCUUUCCCAAACCGAUGAGGAGUUCGAACCUCACACGUGGGACGGGCUACGGGAACUCCUUGAGACCAACCGGCUCUUCCUCCUCAAAAGAAAGCCGUCCGAUCUGCGGCGGUACAUGGAGUGGACUGCUCAAACCAAGGCCAAGUACGGGAGCAUAACCGACUACCUAAUUGCCCACCGUCUGCCCCAAGCCUGGGGUCGGCCGCCCUUCAAGCCAGUCUCCGAGACUCCGUUCGCGGACCCGUCCGACUACCGCGUGCUGAUCAAUGACUGGCCGUACGGAUUUGUACCGGGCAUCACCCAUCUCGUCGUGUGGUCGCGCACCCCGAUCCCGGUAGACAACACCGUCGGCGACAUGACGCCUGAGAGCAGGCGGACGGUGGCCGACUUCAUCAAGCGGUAUUUUGUCGACAGCCUCGGCCCGGGAGGCGAGGACAAGGUGAUGUGGUUCAAGAACUGGGUGGCGCUCCAGAGCGUGCGGACGGUUGACCAUGUGCAUGUCCUGGUGAGAGAUGUCGAUCCUGCUGUGCUGCAGGAGUGGACCAAGGAACACGAGUGCCAUAAGUCGCCGUAG
Parathielavia appendiculata is the source of this 633-nucleotide messenger RNA. RefSeq lists its product as uncharacterized. The coding region runs from base 1 to 633 and encodes 210 amino acids. Gene Ontology annotation, biological process: N-acetylglucosamine metabolic process. The transcript is spliced from 2 exons. Gene Ontology annotation, cellular component: cytoplasm. Lineage: Eukaryota; Fungi; Ascomycota; Sordariomycetes; Sordariales; Chaetomiaceae. The record is from RefSeq and is a predicted model, not a curated record.